Molecule: messenger RNA, 688 nt
Organism: Nicrophorus vespilloides
Lineage: Eukaryota; Metazoa; Arthropoda; Insecta; Coleoptera; Silphidae
Product: lactoylglutathione lyase
Exons: 3
Coding region: 116-655 (179 amino acids)
Molecular function (GO): lactoylglutathione lyase activity; metal ion binding
Source: RefSeq, a predicted model, not a curated record
UCCUAUAAAUUUGAAGUAUGCAACCAACCGUACAUUGAUUGGUUGGUAACGUAUGUUUAUAAUAAUCUAUUAAAAACGUGAUACUGCUAAAAGUCAAGUGCAUCUCUCAUCAACCAUGGGUGACUCUGCUCCACCGUUUUCGAACGAAGAUGUGCAGAAGCUCUGCGAAAAACCGGAUAACAGCACAAAGGAGUUCAUAUUCCAACAAACGAUGUACCGCAUCAAGGAUCCACGCAAAACCGUUCCAUUCUAUACCGGCGUUCUGGGUAUGCAACUACUGCAGAAAGUCGAUUUCCCCGAGAUGAAAUUCUCUCUGUAUUUCGUCGGUUACGAGAACGACGCUGAUAUGGAAGGCGAAUUGGGUUCGAAGGAACGCACGCAAUGGACGCUCGGCCGAAAAGCCACACUGGAAUUGACGCACAAUUGGGGUAGCGAGGACGACGACAACUGCAAGUAUCACGUGGGCAAUUCGGAGCCGAGGGGAUUCGGACACAUCGGUGUGAUGGUGCCGGACGUGGAGAAGGCGUGCGAGAGGUUCGAAAAGUUGGGCGUGAAUUUCAUUAAGAAACCGCAGGAUGGAAAGAUGAAGACGAUCGCGUUCAUCACCGAUCCGGAUGGAUAUUGGAUCGAGAUCUUCAACAACGCCACCGUUUGAUUUAACGUUCAGAUAAAGUUUAUUAUUAUAACA